AUGGAUACAAGGCCAACGUUUUGGAAAGCACAGUGCAUGACAAGGGGGAAGAAUUAUCGUGGUGUUCCGGACCGGGUCCCGUGUAGGUGGGUUGUAGUUGGAACAAGCAGAAACAAGUUAGGCAUGUUUCAGAUCACAAAGUGGGUGGAGAGUCACAAUUGCUAUGGAGAAGUGAUAUCUAACAACAACCGAUGUAUGACAGCAAGUAUGAUUGCUUCUGAAAUUUUGCCUAACGUGCGGGAAGAGUUAACUUAUAAAGUCAGACAGAUCCAGGCGCAAGUAAAAGCAACUUUCAAUGUGGAUGUGAGCUACGCCAAGGCAUGGAAUGCAAGAAGGAUAACAAUUGAAAGGUUGUAUGGAACUUGGCCGAGUAACUUUGAUGCAUUGCCCAGGUAUGUUGUCGAAUUACAACUUUCUAACCCUGACACUGUUGUUGAAUGGCUCCAUUCGCCAACUAGUUCAAGCCACAUACAAGAAUUCAAGUUUGUAUUCUGGGCUUUUAGACCGGCGACUAGGGCAUUCCAACGUUGUAUUCCAGUGAUCUUUGUCGAUGACACUCAUUUGAAAGGCAGCUACAAGGGUAAGUUGCUAACUGUAUUGAUGAAGAACGCCAAUGGACAACUAUUGCCGGUCGCUUUUGCCUUGGUUGAUGAAGAGUCUAAUGAAAGUUGGGCAUGGUUUCUAAAUCUCUUUGAAGAGCAUGUCGGAUCGCAGCGGCAGGGUGAUUUGUGUAUCAUUUCAGACCGUCACCAAGGCAUUCUUAAUGCAGUGAACCAAAUUCAGGGUUGGCAUCAUCGGUAUUGUUUGAGGCACGUUUGUAGCAAUGUGAACUCGCACUUCAAGAACAGGAGAAUCAAAAAUCUUGCUUGGGUUAUCGGUUUCACUUCCCAAUCAUCCAAGUAUACUUGGGCGGUGAGGGAAAUCAAGGGUGAAGAUGAUGAUGUUUGGCCGUAUCCGAGAAAUAUUGGUCUAGAUAAGUGGACUCUAAGGCACGACUCGGGGCUUCGCCGUUGGGGUAACUUAACGACAAACAUUGCCGAGUGCCAAAACAAAAUCCUUGGUAAGGCUCGAAUGCUACCCAUUAGAGCUUUAAUUGAGACACAUUUACCUGGACAAGAGACCAUUUUGUCAACCAAUACCGGAGGGCUAACAGUUGGAACCCACCACUAA
Messenger RNA from Erigeron canadensis, 1170 nucleotides. RefSeq lists its product as uncharacterized. The record is from RefSeq and is a predicted model, not a curated record. The transcript has a single exon. NCBI's taxonomy places the organism in Eukaryota, Viridiplantae, Streptophyta, Magnoliopsida, Asterales, Asteraceae. The coding region runs from base 1 to 1170 and encodes 389 amino acids.